Molecule: messenger RNA, 777 nt
Organism: Mauremys reevesii (Reeves's turtle)
Lineage: Eukaryota; Metazoa; Chordata; Testudines; Geoemydidae
Product: extensin-like
Exons: 1
Coding region: 1-777 (258 amino acids)
Source: RefSeq, a predicted model, not a curated record
AUGGGGAGCGCUGUGCCUGCGGCGUCGGCGUGGGCCCGCCAGAGGGCGCUCGCUCCCCGCAAGGCCGACUCAGACCCGCCCACCCCUUCUCCGGGGCCUGCGCUUGUGCCCGGCCCUUGGGCGGAGACCGCGCCGCGCGCCUGGCUGGGGGCAUCAGUGUCAACUGGGGUCAUGCCCCUGCCACCUGUUGUCAUGGCAACGCCACCCGAUGCCAUGCCCUUGCCACCUGUUGUCAUGCCAACGCCACCCGAUGUUAUGCCCUUGCCAGUUGUUGUCAUGCCAACGCCACCCGAUGCCAUGCCCUUCCCACCUGUUGUCAUGCCAAUGCCACCCGAUGUUACGCCCUUGCCAGUUGUUGUCAUGCCAACGCCACCCGAUGCCAUGCCCUUCCCACCUGUUGUCAUGCCAACGCCACCCGAUGUUACGCCCUUGCCAGUUGUUGUCAUGCCAACGCCACCCGAUGCCAUGCCCUUCCCACCUGUUGUCAUGCCAACGCCACCCGAUGUUACGCCCUUGCCAGUUGUUGUCAUGCCAACUCCACCCGAUGCCAUGCCCCUGCCACCUGUUGUCAUGCCAACGCCACCCGAUGUUGCACCCUUGCCACCUGUUGUCAUGCCAACGCCACCCGAUGUUACGCCCUUGCCAGUUGUUGUCAUGCCAACUCCACCCGAUGCCAUGCCCCUGCCACCUGUUGGCAUGCCAACGCCACCCGAUGUCACGCCCUUGCCAGUUGUUGUCAUGCCCUUGCCAGCUGGGGUCACGCCAGCCUCAUGCUAA